This is a messenger RNA of Hevea brasiliensis (rubber tree), 1926 nucleotides long. Its product is annotated as disease resistance protein RUN1-like. The record is from RefSeq and is a predicted model, not a curated record. Gene Ontology annotation, biological process: defense response; signal transduction. Gene Ontology annotation, molecular function: ADP binding. Lineage: Eukaryota; Viridiplantae; Streptophyta; Magnoliopsida; Malpighiales; Euphorbiaceae. Bases 147 to 1856 code for a protein of 569 amino acids. The transcript is spliced from 3 exons.
UUCCUUCUGGGAAAGCGCCUUCAAUCAUGUUAUAUGCCUAUAAAUUUUUAUAGCCUCCAAGAGUUUUCCACACCCCCACACGCAAAAAAUACACAUCUCUGGUAUUUAAUUGCUUUCGUUAAUUACCUUGUUCAAAUUCGGUUCUCAUGGGAAACAUUGUUCGAACUCUGUUUGUACAACAGCCUUCUACCUUGGCUUCUACUUCUUCUACUCCUCCCGAUCAGUGCAAGACAUGGGAUGCUUUCAUUAGUUUUAGAGGCAAAGAUAUCCGUCAGGGUUUUGUCUCCCAUCUCCAUGAUGCAUUGCUGCGAAAACAGAUCAAUGCCUUCUUGGAUAAGAACCUUGAUAAAGGACAAGAGAUCUCAAGUUCUCUCUUGGAAACAAUUGAAAAAUCAUACAUCUCAGUAGUGAUUUUCUCUGAAAAUUAUGCAGAUUCCCCAUGGUGUUUGGAUGAGCUUGUGAAGAUACUUGAAUGCAAGAAAACAUCAGGACAAAUGGUCCUACCAAUUUUUUAUCAUGUAGAUCCAGCUGAUGUUCAAGAAUUGAGAGGGAAGUUUGGGAAGGCAUUUCGUAAACAUAAAAAAGAUGUAAAAAAGGAGAAGGAAUGGCGCCAUGCUUUGAAAGAAAUCAGCAACUUAGCAGGAUGGGACUCACAGUCACGGAAUAUCGAGUCUGAGUCCGAACUAGUUGAGGAAAUAGUAAAUAUUGUUUUGGAGAAAUUAAAUCACACCUUUAAAGGUGACUAUGAGGAUAAUGAUUUAGUUGGAAUUGAAUUGCGUGUGCAGAUAAUGGAAGAAUUACUAUUUUCUGAAUCAAUAAAUGAUAAACGAGUUGUAGGAAUUUGGGGGAUGGGAGGUAUUGGAAAGACAACUCUUGCUCAAGAAGUAUUUCAUCGAAUCAAGGCUAAAUUUGACAGUCACUGCUUUGUUGCCAAUGUUAGAGAAGAAAUAAUGAAGCAAACAUCAAAUGCUUUACGAGGUAAAAUCUUUCGUCAAUUGUUAGGAGAGAAAGAUGGAUAUAUAGAUACACCUCGUUUGGGGGCUUUCAUGAGGAGAAGACUUCAAAGUAAAAAAGUACUCAUUGUCUUUGAUGAUGUAGAUGAUCCAAACGAGUUAAAGUUUUUAGGUGGAAUUUGUGAUUGGUGCAAUAUGGGAAGUAGAAUAAUUAUAACCAGCCGAGAUAGGCAAACACUUAUAAAUGUUUGCUUUGAGGAGCAUAUAUAUGAGGUUGAAGAAUUAAUUGAUCAUGAAGCUCUCCAUCUCUUUAGCUUAUAUGCCUUCAAACAAGAUCAUCCCAAAGAAGGAUAUGAGAAGCUAUCGGAGAUGGCAAUAAGAUAUGCUAAAGGCAAUCCGUUGGCUCUUAGAGUUUUAGGCUCUAAUAUGUAUAGUAAGGGUAUAGAAGAUUGGGAAAGUGAGUUGAAAAAAUUGAAAGAAAUUCCUGAUUUGAACAUUCAAAAAGUCUUGAGAAUAAGUUAUGAUAACCUAGAUCGUUAUCAAAAAAGUAUAUUUCUUGAUAUUGCAUGUUUCUUUAAGGGGGAGCCUAGAGGUCGAGUUGAGAGAAUACUAGAUGCUUGUGGUUUAUCUGCAAGAAGUACAAUAGGUCGUCUAAUUGAUAAAUCUCUCAUAACCAUUUCAUUAAACAAUGUUGUUGGUAUGCAUGACUUGUUGCAACAAAUGGGCAAGGAAAUUGCUUAUGAGGAAUCCAAACAACCUGGAGCAAGCAUCAGGUUAUGGAAUUACAAUGAUAUUUGUCGUGUAUUGUCAACAGAAACGGUGAGGACUAAAUUAGAGCAGUUUCUUGUUUCAUUUUUCUUAUAUUUGAGUUUUGUAAGAACUGUAGUUCUCAUAUGGAAUUAAGUGACAGAUAAUAAUCUUUUGUUGUUAUUUUAUUAGGGAACUCAAAAUGUUGAAAGCAUAUUACUUAACA